ACAGGUAGUUUAAAAACCAAACAGGUCAACAGCAGCAGCAGCAACAGCAGCAGCAGAGAGUCAGUGACAAACGGAGUGGUUAUCCUGAGGAGGACGCUUCUUCGACCGCACUCUGUUUCUGGAUAUGAUCGGACGCCGCUCCUCAGCAUGCUGAGCAGAAAGGGGUCUUGCGCGGGGAUGAUGAGCGCUGCAGCCGGGGUAGACCGCAGCAGGGUCGGGGAGAGGCUUCAGGCUGCCCUGGCCGGACUGCAGGAGCUGCAUCUGCUGAAGGACAGACAGAGCGAGAUGGUGAACUGGGCGCUGAGGGUGGACCGAGAGGAGCCGGUCACCUCUGUGCGCGCCGGCCCGGAGGGUCCCGCGAUGAUGGUGAUGGGGGCCGAGGAGCAGCGGCUGGAGGCGACCCUAACAGCCCUGAAGCAACAGCUGUCUCGUCUGCGGAAACAGGAUGUAGGGCUGAAGACUCACUUGCAACAGCUGGAUCAACAAAUCAGUGAGCUGAAGCUGGAUGUGAGCAAGGCCUCCACAGAGCAGCUGGAGAGUGACAGCAGGCCAAGUUCAGGUUUCUAUGAGCUCAGUGAUGGCGGCUCUUGCUCCUUGUCCAACUCCUGUACCUCUGUGUAUAGCGAGUGUUUGUCAUCCUCCCAGACGAGCCUUCUUCUCCUUCCCAUGAGCCCGGCAAAUUCCAGCGUCAGCCCUCCAUUACAAGUCGAUGUAUUCCGCCGGCGUUCUGCUGACGAGAGUGCUGCCCAGCCCAACCCUCCACGGGCCACAGGCGUCCACCUGGGCAGCAGCAGGAUCCGAGCAAGCACUGCUGGCACCGAACAGGCCCGACCGAGACCUGUGUCGACAGGUGAUCUUGAUAGGAUGAUGGCUCAAGGGCUGGGCUACUACAAAUCCGUGGAUGCAAGGAAACCCUCAGUGUGCACAAACCCGAAGACAUCCACAGUGGACCCUAAGUUCCAGUGCAACCUGGUGUCUCGCAGUGGGACCGAAAUGUACCACUACCCCAGCCCCCUGCAUGCUGUGGCUCUCCAGAGCCCAAUCUUCUCCAAUGGGAAUGACCCAGCCCUGCCUGGACUUCUAGAGGGCCAGGGACCCCCAGUGAACAGUUCUGGCUCCCUCCAGAGAGCACAAAUGGGUUAUGAGACCAAGACCUUGGGUUAUAUCGACAAGCUCCUCCUGCGCAGCCUGAGCAAAAUCCAGAGUGAAACAGUUGCAGAGACUAUGCAGACAAACAGUGACUAUCAUAGGAAGCCCACUGAAGUUGCAACUGUGUUUCCUGAAGUUGCACAGAAAGAGGUGUCUAUUCUGCAGCCUCUUCCAGCCAAGACCACAAACAUCAUCCCACCAGACAGCGACCAGAAGAGACACUGUGUGACGUACUCCAGUCAAGAGCUGGCUGAUAACCACAAACAGUCAGCUAGAGCCCCGGAGGUUUCGCAUAGAUACUCCUAUGCUGCUACCAUGAGGGAGUACAGCUCUGAUGAGGUCACCACUUCAUCCCUGAGGAAGAAUGAUAAACCCCAAGGAGAAUGUGGUCGUCUAGCAAGGAGCACCUCAGAGAAAAGAUCUGGGGACAAUCAAGAGUCAAGGCCACAAGAAAGGAACGGCCAAAGGGAACGAUCAGUGAUGGCCCACAGCUCCAGCACAGAGGAGAGUCAAGGCUUUGAGGUUCACACUGGUCAUACAGCUUCCCCCGAGUUUGUCCACGCCAAAUUUGUCCCUGCUGGAUCCCAGAGGGUCAAGGUGAGACAGGCAGACCGUAAAACGAAAGCUGUGAAACUGAGACGAAAAAGCAGUGAGAAGCACCGAGCGACGAGGCAGCAACAUGGCUACUCCUCUGGUGAGAGGACCAGAGAGGGCAGUGGUGGAAGCAAGGGGGAACAGAAAAGGUCAGGGAAAGGAAAAAUGACCCAGAAAUGUACCAACUGUCACACAGAGGAGCGCAGACAGGGCUCAGGUUCAGACUCCAGCCACUGUAGCCCAGGACUCAUGUAUACCCACAAGGUCCAUUCUAAGCCAAAUCCCAUCCCUGCUGUGAUAAAGUCCAGCAAAAGUCGCAGACAGCAGAGUCUGGAGUAUGAGCAGGCUGUGGAGCAGAGGAAGAGGAGGCAGGGGGCUGCCAAAUGGCCAUCUGAUUUGGAGAUGUUCCAGGCCUCCUGUGCUCAGCGCCAGAGGUCGAGAGAUCCCCAUGUUCACGCACCAGGCAACAUGCAGAUGGUCCGCAGUCUGAGUGCCAGGCCAGGCCAGUGGAUGGGACCUCAUCAAUCCUUACGAUCCUCCAUGUCUUCAAACUCUUUUCUCCACAGUCUUAAUGCCAGAUACCCCCCAGCGCCCUUCCACAUUUCCAGCCAGUACCCACCCAGAUGUGAGUCUGAGUAUUCUGCUGAAUGUGCUUCACUGUUCCACUCCACCAUCGCUGAAAGCAGCGAGGGGGAGAUGAGCGAUAACACCACCAAUCGCUUUGGGGAUAGCGAGUCCAGCCAGAGCUUCCAGUCCCUCUCGGACUCUGACAGCAGCCUGUCGCUGGACGAGGAGGACCAGGUGGACAGCCAGGGGGAGGAGAGGGGUCUGGUGUGGGCUGAGGCCGCUCUGGGGCCCACCGCCGCCGGAAGGCCCCUCCAGCAGCUCCCACGCCCCGAGCCAUCAGCCUGCCGCAUCAAAGCUUCCCGAGCCCUGAAGAAGAAGAUUCGUCGGUUCCAGCCUGCCUCCCUGAAGGUCAUGACCCUGGUGUAAAAACAGUUACCCGAGUGCAGAGUGAGAACUGUUGGGAAAACAAAGAAAGCUGUGGGAAAUCCUUUUCAAAACCGUUGGCGAUGAGCAUUUGACAAUUUCAUGGAUUUCAUGUACCGAAGAAAUAAAAAACAAUCAACAAAAACAAUUUAACUUUUUUUUUUGUUUAUUUUCUGUAAAUUUCUUCAUUUUGCUCAUUGAUUGUAAUCCAUAUUUGUCUUGGUAGAAUAAACUUACUUAAUAUAUAUUGA
Molecule: messenger RNA, 2984 nt
Organism: Acanthopagrus latus (yellowfin seabream)
Lineage: Eukaryota; Metazoa; Chordata; Actinopteri; Spariformes; Sparidae
Gene: dact2
Product: dishevelled-binding antagonist of beta-catenin 2
Exons: 4
Coding region: 148-2736 (862 amino acids)
Biological process (GO): negative regulation of nodal signaling pathway
Cellular component (GO): cytoplasm
Source: RefSeq, a predicted model, not a curated record